AUACAAAUAUAUAAUAAUAAUUAAAGACGAGGAUACAAUUAGUUAAUAUUACUUAAUUUAUUACAAAUAGUUACGUAAAUGUAACCGUGCAGUUUCCUCAAUGUUCUAUGAAAAAGAUGAUAAAUAUAUUUUUCAGCAUGGGGGUUUUCGGAAGUUUAGCAAAAAAAAUAAAGUGUAGUACUGAGGAGAGGAGGAGCAGGAGAUAAAUAGUAUCUUAAUUCUCGGUGAUUGUAGCAUGAGUGUAGCAACGUGCGCAGUGCAAAGCGCAAGCCACGACCUUGGAUUGGAGUUCGGAGUUCGAAUUCGCUUGGUUCUUAUUGCACAUUGCACACGUGUCGUGACUUCGUGACCGGUGUUCACUGUUCAGAGGUGUUGUCUCUUUUUGUGCGUUAAAUUGCUUACUAAUCACAGUAAUUUCUAAUCAUGUCGGCUACCGCUGGGAAGGUAAUCAAAUGCAAAGCUGCUGUUGCAUGGGAGGAGAAGAAACCUUUAUCGUUGGAAGAGAUCGAAGUGGCACCUCCGAAAGCUCAUGAAGUGAGGAUUAAAAUCACGAACGUGGCCUUGUGCCACACCGAUGCCUAUACUCUGAGUGGGUUAGAUCCAGAGGGAAUUUUCCCAUGCGUACUUGGACACGAAGGCAGUGGCAUAGUUGAAAGCGUUGGGGAAGGAGUUACAGAAUUUCAACCAGGUGAUCAUGUGAUUCCCUUGUAUAUUCCCCAAUGCGGAGACUGCAAAUUCUGUAAAUCUCCCAAAACAAAUCUAUGCAGCAAGAUCCGUGGUACACAAGGUAAAGGUCAAAUGCCGGACGGAACCUCUAGAUUCACUUGUAAAGGCAAGACCCUUGCCCAUUUCAUGGGUUGCUCCACCUUCUCCGAAUACACUGUAGUAGCAGACAUUUCUCUUGCCAAGAUCGAUCCCGCAGCACCACUUGACAAAGUAUGCUUGUUGGGAUGCGGAAUACCGACUGGAUAUGGAGCAGCCUUGAACACUGCCAAGGUAGAACCUGGGAGUACUUGCGCAAUUUGGGGAUUGGGUGCAGUAGGACUAGCAGUUGCAUUUGGUUGCAAAAAGAGCGGUGCCAAACGGAUCAUCGGCGUGGAUCUGAAUCCAAGCAAAUUUGAAAUUGCGAAAAAGUUCGGAUGUACCGAGUUUGUUAAUCCCAGCGAUUGCAAGAAACCGAUUCAGGAAGUCUUAGUAGAAUUAACUGACGGUGGUUUGGAUUAUACAUUCGAAUGCGUUGGUAACGUGAACGCUAUGAGAGCCGCUUUGGAAUCUUGUCAUAAAGGAUGGGGCACGUCCGUGAUAGUGGGCGUAGCUCCGUCGGGACACGAGAUCAGCACUCGCCCGUUCCAACUAGUAACUGGACGCGUGUGGAAGGGAACUGCGUUUGGCGGAUGGAAAUCGAAGGAGAGCGUUCCCAAACUGGUAGACGAGUACAUGUCAAAGAGCUUGAUUCUCGACGAAUUUAUUACGCACAAUCUCCCGUUUGAUAAGAUCAACGAAGGAUUCGAUUUGUUACACUCGGGCAAAUGCUUGAGAGUAGUACUUCAAUACUGAGGGAACAAUCCUAUCCUACUGUCCUUACCGGUUACAUUUUGUUUAGUCUACCGUUUAAAGAUAUUGGUACACGUAUUUUGUAAUACUCAUUUCCAAAUAAAGGUAAUAUAUAUAUAUCUCUA
Messenger RNA from Ceratina calcarata, 1679 nucleotides. RefSeq names its product alcohol dehydrogenase class-3 Fdh (gene Fdh). Gene Ontology annotation, cellular component: cytosol. The record is from RefSeq and is a predicted model, not a curated record. NCBI's taxonomy places the organism in Eukaryota, Metazoa, Arthropoda, Insecta, Hymenoptera, Apidae. The transcript is spliced from 7 exons. The coding region runs from base 424 to 1557 and encodes 377 amino acids. Gene Ontology annotation, molecular function: zinc ion binding; S-(hydroxymethyl)glutathione dehydrogenase [NAD(P)+] activity; alcohol dehydrogenase (NAD+) activity. Gene Ontology annotation, biological process: formaldehyde catabolic process.